AUGGCCUCAGCGCCCCUCGAGCCGCUCAACGUGCUGAUGGUCGGCACCGGCGAGUACACCACCGGCUUCGUCGGCACCGGCGCCUCCGUGUCCGAUAAAAAGGUCGGCGUUGUCGCCCUCACCAUGUUCGACCUGAGGCGGCGCGGAAAGGUGUCCGGGCUCGCCAUGGUCGGCGUCGACGGCACCAAGUUUCCCGCCAUCCGGGACCAUCUUCGCGCCAACGUCUCGCAUGCGUACAACAGCCUCGACACCUCGUUCGAGUCCUUUCCCGCCGACGACCGGGUCGAUGCCGACGCCUACAAGGCGGCCAUCGACGGCCUCCAGCCCGGCGAUGCCGUCACCAUCUUCACGCCGGACCCGACGCACUUUCCCAUCGCCCUCUACGCCGUCGAGCGCCGGCUCCACGUCCUCCUCACGAAGCCGGCCGUCCAGCUGCUCGGCCACCACCACGAGCUGCUGCGUCGGGCUCGCGCCAAGGGCGUCCACGUCUUCGUCGAGCACCACAAGCGCUUCGAUCCCGCCUACGCCGACGCUCGCCUCAGGGCCAAGACGCUCGGCGACUUCAACUACUUUUACGCCUACAUGAGCCAGCCCAAGUAUCAGCUCGAGACCUUCAAGGCCUGGGCCGGCCGGGACUCGGACAUUUCCUACUACCUCAACAGCCACCACGUCGACGUCUGCGACUCCAUGGUCCGCCAGCUCGGCUACCGGCCCGUCAAGGUCUCGGCCUCGUCCUCCAAGGGCGUCGCCACCGCCCUCGGCUGCGCCGACGAUGCCGCGAAGCGCGCCGUCGGCGUCUACACGGCCUCGUGGACGGCGCCCCGGCGCGCGGGCCUGCACACGAACCAGUACUUCCACUACCUCGCCGCCGACGGCGAGAUCCGCGUCGACCAGGGGCACCGAGGCUACGACGUGGCCGACGACGCCGCCGGCCAGGUGCAGUGGUUCAACCCCUUCUAUAUGCGGUACGCGCCCGACGAGGACGGCAACUUUGACGGUCGCACCGGCUACGGCUACAUCUCCAUCGAGAAGUUUGUCGACGGCUGCCGAGCCAUCAACGCCGGCGAGGUGACGGCCUCCGAGCUGGAUGCCAAGAGCCUCCCGACGCUGCGCAACACAAUCGCGACGACGGCCAUCCUCGAGGCCGGUCGGAGGAGCAUUGACGAGGGGCGCGAGGUCGGCAUCAUCGUCCAGGGGGAGGAGUGGAUGCUGCAGUAA
Molecule: messenger RNA, 1218 nt
Organism: Drechmeria coniospora
Lineage: Eukaryota; Fungi; Ascomycota; Sordariomycetes; Hypocreales; Ophiocordycipitaceae
Product: putative D-galacturonic acid reductase
Exons: 4
Coding region: 1-1218 (405 amino acids)
Biological process (GO): NADPH regeneration
Cellular component (GO): cytoplasm
Molecular function (GO): nucleotide binding; oxidoreductase activity
Source: RefSeq, a predicted model, not a curated record